Messenger RNA from Oryza brachyantha (malo sina), 1299 nucleotides. Its product is annotated as B-box zinc finger protein 20-like. NCBI's taxonomy places the organism in Eukaryota, Viridiplantae, Streptophyta, Magnoliopsida, Poales, Poaceae. Gene Ontology annotation, biological process: photomorphogenesis; regulation of DNA-templated transcription. Gene Ontology annotation, cellular component: nucleus. The coding region runs from base 231 to 968 and encodes 245 amino acids. The record is from RefSeq and is a predicted model, not a curated record. Gene Ontology annotation, molecular function: zinc ion binding. The transcript is spliced from 3 exons.
CAACUACCACUCCUAACCUACUGGUACCAAUCUACUUCUCACUACGGUUGACAGACACAUCGUUAGUCUGUAACCCAAGCCAUUGACCUGAGCUUCCGCUGCCUUAUCUGCCUCCUCUCCUGGCCGCGGUCCGCGGCAAUACUUCCCGCUUCAUUAGCUGUCUCCUCUGCCCCCGGCGACGCGCGGAUCUGUCGAUCGAUCGGACUGAAGGAGGAGGAGGAGGAGGAGGCAUGAAGGUGCAGUGCGACGUGUGCGCGGCGGAGGCGGCCUCGGUCUUCUGCUGCGCCGACGAGGCCGCGCUGUGCGACGCGUGCGACCGCCGCGUCCACAGCGCGAACAAGGUCGCCGGGAAGCAUCGCCGCUUCUCCCUCCUCCAGCCGUCGUCGUCGUGCGCCCAGAAGCCGCCGCUCUGCGACAUCUGCCAGGAGAAGAGGGGGUUCCUGUUCUGCAAGGAGGACAGGGCGAUCCUGUGUCGGGAGUGCGACGUCGCGGUGCACACCACGAGCGAGCUGACGAGGCGGCACGGCCGGUUCCUCCUCACCGGCGUGCGCCUCUCGUCGGCGCCGAUGGACUCUCCCGCGCCGUCGGUGGAGGAAGCGGAGGAGGACAGCAGCAGCCCCCGCAGCGUAACCGGCACCGCCGCGGCGAGCGCGAACGACGGAAGCAGCAUCUCCGAGUACCUCACAAAGACGCUUCCUGGGUGGCACGUCGAGGACUUCCUCGUAGACGAGGCCACCGCCGCUGCCGCUUCAUCCUCCUCGGACGGGCUGUGCCAGGGUGGGCUGGCUCAGAUCGGUGGGGUGCCAGACGAUUACGCGGCGUGGGCCGGCCGGGAGCAGCUGCUCAGUGACGUUGCUGUCGCCGCCGACGAGCGGGCCAACCGGGAGCGGUGGGUGCCGCAGAUGCACGCGGAGUGGGGCGCCGGCAGCAAGCGACCAAGGGCGUCGCCUCCCUGCUUGUACUGGUGAAAAAACGUGCGCUUAUCGAGCCAGUACAUGCAUGUGUACUUGCUAAAGCUGGAAGAUAGGAGGUACUCGUAGGUGUUUGAUUUUGAGCUUAAUUAACGUGUGUUUUAUCCGUCCUGAAUCCUGACUGCUGAAUGUUUGGCGAAUGUGAGUGGUUGUGCCUUCUUGGUCGGCAAAGAACUCUGCGCGCUUGCGGAAUGCGAACAUGUCAAUUGUCAAACUGUACUAGUGUACUAUCUGCCAUUAAUCUUCCUGUUCACCUUCUGCAACUUCCGUACCGUAAAUCAGAUGUACUAGGGUUGUUUAGACCCGUGGCACAUUGGAUGUUUCGAAA